AAUAAAAUAAAUAAGAUGAAUAAAGUUAUAAAAUUCCCUUUUUUCAGUGUCAAUAUUCAGUUAUACCGCAAGAAAGUAUUAUUCUAUGCUAGAAUGCUGUGUUGUGCUCUUUAUUUAUCUCUAACUGUAAUCUGUGUGGAAACAACUGUAAUUUGGACCAUAGCUGAUAAUGAAGCUGAGUUAUAUGAGAAAUUUAAUCCGUACUUAAACAAAAUAUCCUUGUACAGAAAAAGCUCCUUUGAAGUUUAUUUGCCAUUUGAUACUUCAUUAGACGGGCAUGCCUGGUUAAAUAGGAUUCCUGAAGUUCUUCGAAUUGUACUAUUGCAAACGUUUAUAGCAAUUGAUACCGCUUUAACUGGGUCUUUGAUUCAUUUAAUCAGCCAAACAAUGAUUGUUAACGAAGCCUUCAAAUACGUAGACAAAGAUAUUGAUACAAAUCAAACACUAAAAAAUAUUUUCCUUGUUAAAGAAAUUCGACUGGUUAAAUGUGUAAACGAAUUGCAGAAGAUAUACAGAGGGUUUGAAAUAUUAGAAGAAAUGUGCUCGUGGCAAAUUUUAAUACAGUGUGGAUUGGCCACGUUGUUAUUAUGUUGUUUAACUUAUAUCAUACCUCUGGUGACUAGUAAAACGGAAGGAUUUUGCUGCGUUGUUUUCUUAUGUGCUUCGCUAGGAAAUAUAUUUAUAUUAUCUUAUUGCUGCCAAACUCUUACUUUGGAGCUACAGAAUGUUGCAUUAUCAGUAUAUGAAACCGACUGGCCUUUUUAUCCUCUGAGAAUGAAAAAAAUUGUGUUAUUUUUAUUGAGGCGCUUACAAAAGCCGGCAUGUUUGACAGCAGGAAAAAUGUUUAGUAUAAAUCUAACUCUUUUCAAUUUGAUCAUUCAACGAUCCUACUCAUUCUACACAUUAAUAAACGCUUCGACAAAAAAGGUGUAAACAAUGAUAAGAAAGAUGACUAGUACAAAGACAACUCUAUUAAAUAUUUCAUACACACACACGAGCGCGCGCCCGUGAAACAGCAUAUUAUAAAAAUAAAAAAAAAUCUCAAAUGCAGUAUACACUUUUUAAACACUCAAUAAAAAAGUAAAUUUUUAAUUAAAUGUAUUCUAAUAAAAAUAAAGUAAAAUUA
Molecule: messenger RNA, 1126 nt
Organism: Diabrotica virgifera virgifera (western corn rootworm)
Lineage: Eukaryota; Metazoa; Arthropoda; Insecta; Coleoptera; Chrysomelidae
Product: odorant receptor 46a
Exons: 6
Coding region: 16-933 (305 amino acids)
Biological process (GO): sensory perception of smell; detection of chemical stimulus involved in sensory perception of smell
Cellular component (GO): plasma membrane
Molecular function (GO): olfactory receptor activity; odorant binding
Source: RefSeq, a predicted model, not a curated record